AUGAGCACUCCUAACCCCAACGGAAAAAAACUCCCUAACGCCGCUCUCUACGCCAUGGCUGGAUCUUCGAAAAUGACCCCCGCAGCUAUAGCUGCAUCGAAAGGUGGCGGACCCUUCACAAAUAAAGGCCCCACAAGUCACCCAAUGCAACUGUAUAGGAACUUCCAGCCGACGGAAGAAGAGAAGGCGAAGCAGGAAGAGGCGAGACUGGCAAAGGAGAGGGCUAAGAAAUGGUAUCUUCCCUCUCCGUCGUCCUCGCUGAACUUCAAGCCUCCAGACUACAUCUCAACAUCCACUCGCAAAUACACACUCUACCAAGCACCACACGCCUACCCAGCAAGCAAAACUAAAUCCCAGCAAUAUACCAUGGGUAGCCUCAACGACGAUUCGAGGCUUCCUGGCCCGCAGCACUACGCAAUUGCGAAAUCCACAAACACGACUGUUGAGAAAAUGGCCAAGGCGGCAAGUAAAAAGAGCAGUGGCAGCGAGAAGAGCAGCAGCAGCAAAGGCCCAACGAGUCACCCGAGGCAAUUGGACAAGAACUCCCCAGAAACCCCUAAGCUUAAGAAGGAUGAUGGAAAGAAGGCGGAGAGGGAGAGGCAGGAGAAACCAGAGAAGUACGAGAAGAAGAAGAAGGAAGGGUUGAGAAAGACGAAGUCAAGCGCGCUCCUCUUCACCCACGGGCAGUUCACUUCUGCCCGCGCGCAGUCAAACCAGCUUCUCGUUCAAUCACCCUCCACCUCCAACCCCAAGAGCACCGCCGCGCGCGCCAUGGACAAAUCGACAUCGAAGGAGAAGAUCCACGGCACGUCCAAGAGCAGCGGGCCAACGAGUAAUCCGGGCUCACAGAAGAAGGCAUCAUCGGGGAAGAAGAGUGGAGUAGCCAUUGCGAAAGGAGAUGAGGUGACGAUGCCAUAUAAGGGAUGA
Messenger RNA from Parastagonospora nodorum SN15, 927 nucleotides. RefSeq lists its product as hypothetical. The transcript has 5 exons. The record is from RefSeq and is a predicted model, not a curated record. Lineage: Eukaryota; Fungi; Ascomycota; Dothideomycetes; Pleosporales; Phaeosphaeriaceae. Bases 1 to 927 code for a protein of 308 amino acids.